CUUCGUUUCUUGCAAGAGGAGGGAAAAGCUUCUGUCUGGCCUUCACGGGACGGCGAUGGCGUCCUCUCCGAUCCUUCGCUUGGCGGUGGUCACGCUUGCGGCGGCGUUGUUCCUGCUCCUCACCCCGACUCUGAUCGAAGCUCGGCCGCAACGGAAGCUCUGCGGGCCGAAGGUCGAGGCCAUCGACUGGAGCUGUGGCGGUCCUAAUGUGUCGUUAGACCUGGAGCACGACUGCUCGGUGAAGCAGGGAAAGAAAGUGUUUGACUACGUACAGAAGAAGCUGGUCGGCGAGGGCUGGCCUGCUCUCACCACGAGCCGCGUUAUGCAGGAGUACGUCCGUGCGUACGUGGCAAUCAAGCUGCGUCAAAAGAUCUGCGUCUGGUACAACCAUCAGUGCAACCAGCAGUGUCCCCGCAACGGUGCUUCCUGCGUGACGUCCUGCCUGUCCAACUUCAGGGGAUGCAAAUCGAGCGACCCCACGGACUGCUGCAAGCCCAAACCUCGCUGCAACCACACCGCCCCAGCUAGCGGGAGGCGAUUGCUCCAGGAGAACGACAGCAACAACAACGCCAACAUCAAGACUGUGCAGGUAACUAAGACGGGGACCACCUCGGACGGAGACAUGCUGGCGGCAAUCGCAGAGAAAAUGGGGAACGCGGGAAUCGAGAAAGGACAGGCGUGUGCGGCAUGCUUAACGAACACAAUUCCCGGGGGAGGGGACAACCCGAAGAGACGAAUGACAUGCUCCGCCGCCGGCGGUGAAGGCCCAGCUGAUAACAGCCAAGCAGAUCCAGGAGCAUCUGCAUCGCCAAUCCCGUAAGUUAACAUACUACGGUACACAUCCUCAGUCUAUGUGUCCUACAGGUAGUAGUGGUCAGUGGUCAGUGCGGUCCAUGCCGGAGGGUGGUAGUUUAGUAUAGGGACG
Chara braunii is the source of this 925-nucleotide messenger RNA. The record is from the annotation of a GenBank genome assembly. NCBI's taxonomy places the organism in Eukaryota, Viridiplantae, Streptophyta, Charophyceae, Charales, Characeae.